CCUGUGGCGUGGGGGGCUGGGCCCGGGCCCUGGUGCCGAGGGCGAUCGGGAGACUUGGGCCGUUGAGGGAUCGGCCCAGCACGAGCCCUUCAGAGGCCUCUUGCCUUUUUCCCUUCGCAGGCGAAGCAGCGGACAUGCUGGCCAAGCCGCUGACGCUCUCUGCCCCGGGGAAAGCUAUUCUCCACGGGGAGCAUGCUGUCGUGCAUGGCAAGGCAGCUUUGGCAGUGGCCUUGAACCUGAGAACGUUCCUUCAAAUUAGACCCAGUAAUAAUGGAAAGGUCUUGAUAUGCUUGCCUAAUAUUGGAACCAGUUUAAACUGGGAAGCCGUCCGGCUCCGGACACUGCUAACGGCAUUUUCAGAUGGCUUGGAUGAAUCUAAAUGCCCCAGCCCAGAACAAAUGGAUGCACUGAAAGAGUUCGCAGGAAUCACUACUGGACUUUCAGCCACUGAGAGCCUUGGUACCCUUGCAUUUCUCUAUCUGUACCUGUCUAUUUCAGCUAAAUAUGGACAGAUACCAAGCGUGGAGAUAGUGGUGUGGUCUGAGCUGCCCACGGGAGCUGGGCUAGGCUCAAGUGCUGCCUAUUCCGUUUGUUUGGCAGCUGCCCUGUUGACUGCAUGUGGAGCCAUUGGCUGCCCAUUAGAGGAGGAGAAGUCCAUUGUCAGGUGGCCUGAGGAGGAGUUGGAUUUAAUUAACAGAUGGGCCUUUCGGGGAGAGCAGGUCAUCCAUGGCAAGCCUUCUGGUGUGGAUAACUCUGUAGCAACUUGGGGUGGAGUACUCAGAUUUCAGUCAGGAAAAAUCACAUCACUGAAGAGAGUGCCAACUCUAAUGAUCUUAUUGACCAACACAAAAGUCUCUCGGAGCACCAAGAUCCUUGUGGCAGGUGUCAAAGACAAGAUCCUUAAGUUUCCUGCUAUAAUGAACCCAGUGCUUGUCUCAAUAGAUGCAAUUUCUCACGAGUGUGAAAGUGUUCUAGAAGCAAUGGCUGUGAGUCCAUCACAGGAUUAUUACCCUGUGCUAGAGGAGCUCUUCGAUAUAAACCAGCAUCACUUAAAUGUGAUUGGAGUUGGCCAUCCCUCACUGGACAGCGUGUGCCGAGUGACCGCCACGCAUGGGCUGCACAGUAAGCUGACUGGCGCUGGAGGAGGUGGCUGCGCAAUCACUUUGUUAAGACCAGACACAGACCCAUUGAUGGUGGAAGCAGCCAGACAAGAUCUCAGUGCCUGUGGAUUUGAAUGCUGGGAGACCAGUAUUGGGGCGCCUGGAAUAUGUCUUCAUUCGCUGUCCUCUUUGAAAGCAGAAGUUCUGCACGUCUUUAAUGAGGUUUAAGAUGACAUGGACUUUGACUGUACCCUGCCUUCCUGCCCCUGCAAGUUCAGAGCUUCUUAACUCUUCACCGGAGUGGCCACCCAUGGUGCCGAACACACUACAGAGUUUAGCUUAUGUUGCCAGUCUGAAAUAUCUUGUCCCCUUUUCCAUGUCUGUGGAAGUGUUGUGAACUGAGACACUGAACCGAGUUCAGACCUGGUGUAACUAACUGGGCAGCUCCACUGAAGACAGUGGAAUUAUUGCUCUCACCUACCCUAGCUGUGAGUCCGGCCCUGUGUCUCAACCUUGAAGCUGGAUCUUGAAUUUACUUAUAGUAUAAACACUACAAUGUUAACAGCGGGCACAAGAGGGAAGGGCGUUAACCCUGGUGUCCUGGCCAACUUCCGGCUUGAGCAAUUAUGUGUUUUACCUCCCUUCCAUGCAUAGUGGGGUAUCCGCUUCGCUUCGCCUGCCUCUUGAGGCCACGGUGAGGCUGGAGUAGUUAGUGUGCACAGAGUAUCUAUGAGAGUUUCUGGUGAAAGGCACCACAGAAUGCAAAGCAUGAGACUGCUCUGGUAUUUCUACUAAUGCUGUUAGAGGCACUGCUGAGAUUUAAAAAAAUUAAAUGUCUCUUACCUGUGUCACUAACUGAAUCUCAGAUAAUUAAAGAUGAAGAAAGUGAAAUUCUAAUACUUUGCCCCAUUUUUUAGUUUCCAUUAGCACAUCCCUUCUCUGUCUAGGCCGUUACAUUAGCCUCCAUAGCCAAUUGUCUGAGCAGGCUUGCUGUUUGUAGUCUCACGGUCUGGUUCUCACAUUAAUAACACCACAAAAUCUGCAGGAAGAUGUUUAAAGCCAAAAGCACUUUUCCUUUAUUUUAAUCUCAAGUCAGUAUUUCUAUUCAUAGUAGAUUUGUUUGAAUCCCUGGGUUUUUGUUUUUCAAACAGUAUAAACGUUGGUCCCAAAUGCGGGAUGUUAAGGACACGUUCCUUUGGCUGGGAAUGUAGAAGGUUAUGUCAAUGGAUAUCUGUUACUACAAAAAAGAAAAGGAGUACUUGUGGCACCUUAGAGACUAACCAAUUUAUUUGAGCAUGAGCUUUCGUGAGCUACAGCUCACUUCAUCUGUUACUAGUCAUCCUUCCUUAAUGCCACUUAUUGGAGUGGGGUGCCAGAGGAGCUUGACCCAUAAAGUAAAUCAAUUUCCACAAUAUUUUUGCAGUUUCUUAAUUGAUGCUAACUCUAGUCAAGUGAUCUACUUCUCCAGUGCAGAGUCAGUAUCUCUUCCAUUACUUGUUUGGUAGCCUCCAGUUUUGGAAUGGGCUGUUGUCCUUCACCCCUCAACUUCCAUACCAGACACUUCUGUCAUGUAGAUAGUGUCUUAAUCAACAAAUUGACACUUGACUGUGUUAAAUGUAGAUUGCAGCAUGCAUACAAGAAUUAGCACCCUCCUCCCAUUGCUUCUAUAUUGAGCCCUGGCUAGAUAAGAGCUGUGUGGAUGCCAUUCACAAUUGUAGUUCAGCACUGGCAAUUGGCACUGUUGAAAAAGCUCCUUUCCCUUAAUGCCCUGGUUAAGCAUUCCCAGCAGCACGUCCCUGUGGGGAGGACAAAAAGUCUAGGUUGCUUUCAACUGUUUUAGCACAAUGGGUUAAAGAGCUGCCAAUGGCUGGGGGAAGAAGGGGGGGACUUUACAAAUUGUUAUGCAGUGCAAAUGGUGCUGCCUUUAGCAUCUCCUACUGUGGGUUUUCUUGCUUUUUCAAGGGUUCCAGAUGCUGUUUCACAAGACAGUCUGUUUCUUCAAUGCAGCGUGAGCUGGAUGGACCCACAAACUUGUUUUAGGGCCUGUCUACACGGGGAAAUGUACUAGCAAAAUAUUCUAGGUACGCCUCCACAUGGGGAGCCAUAAUGGUAUAACUACAGUGGCAUAAUUAUACAGAUGGAGACUAGUAAAAGUCCUCGUGUAGACAAGCCCUUAGACUUCUGGGAUAUCUUUUAUAUGUAACAGCUUUGCUGAAUGUCCUAAUAUGUAAUCAAACAAUGUGUAUCCACCCCAAGAAAAUCUCUGUUCUCCUGGAACCAGGGUAUGUGACCUGUCCUAUUAGGCUUGGCAGAAAAUUUUUUUUUCAGUUUUUGAUAAUUUUGGCACCUGACACUGAUGGAUGUAUGUUUGUUUUUUAAAGCAUUUUUUCGACUUCUCUUUUUUAAUUAUUUUCACAGUUGCAGAAAAUUAUGCAGGGGGUCAGGUAAUUAUUUGGUUAUGAUAGAAGCUGAGAUUCAAAAAGUUAAAGCUGUGUAUAACUGUUAAAACACAAAUCGUCAACAUCACGUGUCCAAAUAUACAAAGUAAAUAUCCUUAAAUUAAACUCUCAAGUAGCACUUUUCUUACUCUGCCAUCUGUAAAUUUUGAUUAUCAAUGGAAAUGUUUUUGUCAAUUUGUGUGUAUAGAAUGAAACUGACAUUUAUCAAUAAAAUCUAAUCUUUCCAAGUA
Messenger RNA from Caretta caretta (loggerhead turtle), 3789 nucleotides. NCBI's taxonomy places the organism in Eukaryota, Metazoa, Chordata, Testudines, Cheloniidae. The record is from RefSeq and is a predicted model, not a curated record.